GUGCGAGUAUCACCGUUAUACACAGCUGCAAGAAGAGGAAGUCUACAGUGUUGUGAAUUAUUACUGGAUAAAACGUUGAGAGACAGAAAGGCCAAUGUUAAUUUACUCAAUGAGAAUAAUGAGAAUGCAUUGUUUGCAAUUCUCAGAUUUGAUAUCAGUGACAAUGUUUCUCAAGUUGAAAUACAGAAACAAAGAAAUGAGGCAAUGCAAAUUGUUCAGUUACUCUUGGAUGAGAAUAUUCGUAUUGACUGUAUAAAUAAGGAUAAAUCAACACCAUUGAAACUCAUCAAGUCAAAGUUUGGUCUAAGUAAAGACAAAUCUGCAUACUAUAAGCACAUUGAAGAGCUCAUAGUGAAAGCUGAGAAACAACGGGAAUAUCAUGAAUUAAUGAUAGAAGAAGGCAUUUUGCCAGACAUUGGUAAACUGUUUGUGUGUGGUCAUGGUGGUGUUGGUAAGACAACACUUAAAGAUGCAUUACAACGGGAUUGGAUCCAGGCUAAAAUCACUUCUCGAUUCAAAGAGAGAUGUCCCGAUCCUGGUAAAGAUGACUACACACCAACGGCAGGCAUUGAUGUGCAGUCUAUUAAACUGCCAGAUGGCACUAAAUUCAGUGUUUGGGACUAUGCUGGACAGGCUGAGUUUUAUGUGACGCAUACGAUGUUUCUCGAUGCCAGCACUGCUACCUUUAUUGUUGUCUACAAAAUAGCAGAUUACCGAAUGUCAGAGGAGGGAAUAAAAUUCAUGAAACCAAGUGAAAUAUAUGAAGAACAAAAAAAAAAGGUUGAGUAUUGGCUUCGGUUUAUCAGAUCUACAAAUGCUGGUAGAAAGUCUGAAGAUGAAGAUAAAAGACCACAUGUAAUACUAGUUGCUAGUAGAGCUGAUUGGGCCAAGGAAUUUCCAAAUGAAGCCAAGCAAGUUGCUCAGACUAUCCAUGAUGAGGUUCAAGAAACUUUCAAAGAUGAUCUAAAGAUCUUGGAUGAUGUCUUUGUAAUUAACUGUCAUAAUUCACAGUGUUCUGAUAUGGAAAGACUGAGAAAGAUAUUGAAAGAAAGGAAAGCUGCAGUAUUGAAG
Molecule: messenger RNA, 1071 nt
Organism: Saccoglossus kowalevskii
Lineage: Eukaryota; Metazoa; Hemichordata; Enteropneusta; Harrimaniidae
Product: death-associated protein kinase 1-like
Molecular function (GO): protein binding
Source: RefSeq, a predicted model, not a curated record